This is a messenger RNA of Poecilia latipinna (sailfin molly), 1546 nucleotides long. Its product is annotated as calpain-9-like. Gene Ontology annotation, cellular component: cytoplasm. The transcript has 10 exons. Gene Ontology annotation, molecular function: calcium-dependent cysteine-type endopeptidase activity. NCBI's taxonomy places the organism in Eukaryota, Metazoa, Chordata, Actinopteri, Cyprinodontiformes, Poeciliidae. The record is from RefSeq and is a predicted model, not a curated record. The coding region runs from base 16 to 1521 and encodes 501 amino acids. Gene Ontology annotation, biological process: proteolysis.
ACUAUUUUUUUGUGAAUGCUCCUGUUGCCUUGUCAACACGCGUGUGUCCUCCUGCAGGCCAAGCCCAGUGAGACUGACAGAAAGGGAGUGGCUCUCUACCUGGAGGACAAACCAGUUUCUGUCUGCCUGGGGUGUGAUCACCAACCAGCUCUACCCAGCCGACACUCUUCCCUACAUCCACCACUCUGUCAGGUGCAGCUCACCUCACACCUUCUUCUCCUCUUCCUCCUCCGUGCGCCGAAGAAGAGAAUGCCUCUGCAGUCCACUCUGUCCGGCAGGAACUCCAACCAGGUGGUGAACUCUCAGUGGGACGGGAAGUCGUUUGAGCAGCUCAGGCAGGAGUGUCUCCAGAAGGGGGUUCUGUUUGAGGACCCGGACUUCCCCGCAGCUGAUUCCUCGCUCUUCUUCAGCCAGAGCGUUCCUGUGCAGAUCGAAUGGAAGAGGCCGCGGGAGAUAUGUGAAAACCCUAAGUUCAUCGUCGGUGAUGCGAACAGGACGGAUAUUUGCCAAGGACAGCUUGGGGACUGUUGGCUCCUAGCAGCCAUCGCCUCAUUAACUCUGAAGAAAGAAGCUCUGGCUCGAGUUGUUCCCCACGAUCAAGACUUCGACCAUGGAUACGCCGGCAUUUUUCACUUCCAGUUCUGGCAACAUAACAAAUGGCUGGACGUGGUGGUGGACGACCGGCUGCCGACGGUGAGAAACCGGCUCAUCAUGCUUCACUCUGCCUCCAACGACGAGUUCUGGAGCGCCCUGCUGGAGAAAGCCUACGCCAAAGUUAACGGCAGCUAUGAGUCCCUAAAAGGCGGCAGCACCAUGGAGGCCAUGGAGGACUUCACUGGGGGAGUUGGAGAGAUGUAUGAAACCAAGAGCGCCCCAGAUAACCUGUUCACAAUCAUGAAGAAGGCCUUGGACAGAGGAUCCAUGAUGGGAUGCUCCAUUGAUAUCACCAGCUCAGCAGAGUCUGAAGCCAAGACCAGCACAGGCCUGGUGAAAGGUCAUGCAUACUCCAUUACCGGCCUGGAAGAGGUGAAUUUCCGAGGCCAGAAAGUGAAGUUGAUUCGAAUCAGAAACCCAUGGGGUCAAGUCGAGUGGAACGGGCGCUGGAGUGACAAUUCCAAAGAGUGGGAUCAUGUCGACAAAGCAGAAAAGACACGAAUCCUGCAGAAUUCAACUGAUGACGGUGAAUUUUGGAUGGAGUUUGAGGACUUCAAGAGGAACUAUGACAAGGUGGAGAUCUGCAACAUGAGCCCCGACGCCCUGGAUGACACCACCAAGCGCCACUGGGAGGUCAACGUUUUCGAGGGCAACUGGAUCCGCGGCUCCACCGCCGGAGGCUGCAGGAACUACAUCGACACGUUUUGGACCAACCCUCAGUUCAAGCUGCAGCUGGAGGACGCUGAUGAUGACGAUGACGUCUGCAGCGUGGUGAUUGCUCUCAUGCAGAAGAACAGGCGGAAGCUCAGGAAGGAAGGCCUGGACCUGGAAACCAUCGGCUUUGCAGUGUAUGAGGUCAGAAAGUGAAAUAAAAAAAAAAUAAUAAUUACAA